Molecule: messenger RNA, 6122 nt
Organism: Ahaetulla prasina
Lineage: Eukaryota; Metazoa; Chordata; Lepidosauria; Squamata; Colubridae
Product: zinc finger protein ZFP2-like
Exons: 5
Coding region: 2357-4486 (709 amino acids)
Biological process (GO): regulation of DNA-templated transcription
Molecular function (GO): RNA polymerase II cis-regulatory region sequence-specific DNA binding; DNA-binding transcription factor activity, RNA polymerase II-specific
Source: RefSeq, a predicted model, not a curated record
UAUGAAACAGACUUCCUACCGGAAGAUUCAAUUGCUGGCCUGUUGCCACUCAAAGGGGCUUUGCCCUCCCUGAAUCUGCCUGGGGGGCUUCUCUUUUGGGGACUAGAUGACUUCCCAUCCCUGCCCUGUGUCCCUUUGCAAUGGACGGAGCUGCAGGGGAGCAGGGCUGAUGUUUAGGGAGAGAUGCCAGAAAGCAGGAGAAGAAACCAUGGAUGGAAAUUGAUCAAAGAGAGAAGCAACCUGGAAUUAAGGAGAAACUUCCUAACAGUGAAGACAAUUAACCAGUGGAACAGCUUGCCACCAGACUUUGUGGGUGCUCCAACACUGGAGGUUUCCAAGAAGAGAUUGGACAACCAAUUUCAUCCAUGGAGCGGUUUUUUUUAAAAAAAAGUCUGGAACAGCCACCUAUCUGAAAUGGUUUAGGUUCUCCUGCUUGAGCAGGGGGUUGGACUAGAAGACCUCCAAGGCCCCUUCCAACUCUAUUCUGAUUGAUUGGUUGAACCAUUUGCCUGGAAUGGUGCAGUGUUACUAAUAAAGGAGAAUAUUUGUAGCUCAGGGUUUGAUACGAGGGGGGUCCUUGGUCCUCUCUGAGCUUGCUGGAUUUCUUGCAGACAUUUUAUGGGGGAGUGGAGUUUGCUCUCAGUUUAUAUUCCGGUGGCUUGCCCUGCCUGUGUUGGUGGGGGCGAUCUUAGAGGUUCUUUGGUUGGGUCCUUUACUGUUGGCUCUUUGGCAGUUUCUUGAUUGGGGUAUUGUUUACUUGAUAGUUGAUCUGAAGUUAACCUUGGAGUUAAUCUAUGCUGAUCUGGGUGCUGAUUGUUGGUGGAGAGGUGCUGGAGUCUUUUUGUCCUUUUUGGGGUCUGGGUGAUGGUAUAGUGUCUCCUGCUUGAGCAGGGGGUUGGACUAGAAGACCUCCAGGGUCCCUUCCAACUAUAAUGAUAAUGAUUAAAUAGAGUGAAGACAAUCAAAGAAAUCCCCCGUUUUCUGGAACAGCCACUGACUGAUCUCUUGUGUUCAGAGAGAGAGGGGGGGGGGGAGAGAGAGAGAAUUUAAGUUGUUAAAUGUUAAAUUCAAAUAAUUUAACAACCGGUUCUCUGCCCUAAUAGAAUAGAAUAGAAUAGAAUUUUAUUGGCCAAGUGUGAUUGGACACACAAGGAAUUUGUCUUGGUGCAUAUGCUCUCAGUGUACAUAAAAGAAAAGAUACAUUCAUCAAGGUACAACGUUUACAACACAAUUGAUGGUCAAUAUAUCAAUAUAAAUCAUAAGGAUUGCCAGCAACAAGUUAUAGUCAUACAGUCAUAAGUGGAAAGAGAUUGGUGAUGGGAACUAUGAAACGAUUAAUUGAAGUGCAGAUUCAGUAAAUAAUCUGACAGUGUUGAGGGAAUUAUUUGUUUAGCAGAGUGAUGGCCUUCGGGAAAAAACUGUUCUUGUGUCUAGUUGUUCUGAUGUGCAGUGCUCUAUAGCGUCGUUUUGAGGGUAGGAGUUGAAACAGUUUAUGUCCUGGAUGUGAGGGGUCUGUAAAUAUUUUCACGGCCCUCUUCUUGAUUCGUGCAGUAUACAGGUCCUCAAUGGAAGGCAGGUUGGUAGCAAUUAUUUUUUAUGAUUGAUUUCUUCCAACAACUAGUUCACCAAACUGCUCAGAAAGUUAACAGCCGGUUCUCCCAAAGUGGUGCGAACUGGCUGAAUCCCAGCCACUGCACCCAGGUCCAUUCCAACUCUGAUGGUGGUAAAAGCAACAAGCCCUUUUGUGGUUUUAAUGGGAUCUUCAGUUCUUUCAGCAUAAUUAUUCACCUGACCGACUGUCCUUGCAUGUUUGACACAUGUUUGGGUUUGGAGGCGGGGGGGGGGGCUUAUUGAGAGUUUGUGAGAGUUGGGGUGAGUUUCCAGCAUUACGAAUAAAUGAAAACGGGUGCUCUUCGUAGUUGUGGCUCCUUUUCCAUUCCGCUAAUGUGAGUCUGCAAGAAUAGUUUUUUUGGAUUUCUUGAAGCAGCUGCCUCGUUUCUUUCUAGAACGAACGGAUGAAUGGAAAGCCAGCUGGGCAGCCAGAGGGUGAAACAACUCUAUGGUUAGGCAAAGGGAGAUGGCAGGCAGAGAAAGCAGUUUGAGCCCGUCCUGAACAGACAACAAAGGAUUAGUUGUGUUGCUGAAUGCUAAUGCACUUUACUUCCUUAAAAGAACUCUGGUUUAGGGUCUCCCGUUUCCAUCUUUGGCUGGGCAUCCAAGCCUUUCAGUUCAAAGAUAAAAGUCUGCUUGUCGCUUCCACUUACACCCCUGUGGCAUUGCACUCUGUUAAGACCAAAUUGGGAAGAGAGAGACUUCCUUCGGACUUGCUAGAGGUUCUCCUGGGGCAUAAAGAAAAAUGGAGAUGGAGGAACACGGCUCAGCUGGUUCUGAAGGAAAAGAAGGCCACGAUCCCACCCUGUCUGAGAGCAGUGAAGAACAUUGGAAAAAAAUAGUGCGGGAGAUUUUGGAGAAGGACGUAGAAUUUCAUCGCUGGCGUUUCAGGGACUUCUGCUACCGGGAAGCAGAAGGUCCCAGAGAAGUUUGCAAUCGUCUCCACCAUCUUUCCCGUCAGUGGCUUCAACCGGAGCGACACACCAAGAGCCAGAUGUUGGAUCUGGUGAUCCUGGAGCAACUGCUAGCCAUCCUGCCUGUGGAGAUGUCCAGCUGGGUGAGGGAAUGCGGAGCAGAGAACAGCUCCCAAGCGGUGGCCCUAGCCGAAGGCUUCCUCCUGGGUCAGAUGGCGCAGAAGAAGCUGGGGGAAGAGCAGCAGAUAAAUCACUUCUUUUUAAAAAUGGAAUACGAUUUCCCUGAGGAGGUUCUGCUGGACACCGUAGGGAAUCCUUUGCAAACAGGGAUCCUGCAAGAAGAUGCCAGAGGAAUCACGUUGCAAGGGGACGAAUUGAUGCUGGCAAACAGUGUAGAGUCCUCUGUUUUUCUCUGCGGUGGAAUAGAAACCGUGGUUGACCCAAAUCAGGAUCUGGCCACUAUUGAAGAGCUAGCUGUGUAUUUCACAGAGGAAGAGUGGGUUCUAUUGGAUCAUGACCAGAAAACUCUCUAUAAGCAAAUCAUGGAAGAGAAUUUUGAAAUCAUGACUUCUCUCAGACGUGACCGAUAUAAAAUGAAAGAACACCCGACGGGAACAAAACCAUACAUGUGUUUGGACUGCGGAAAAAGUUUUGGUUAUAAAAUCAACCUUACCUCUCAUCAAAGAAUUCACACGGGGGAAAAACCCUACAAAUGCCUGGAGUGCGAAAAAUGCUUCAGCCAGAGUUCCAGCCUCAUCAAGCACAAACGAAUUCACACGGGCGAGAAACCCUACGUAUGCCUGGAGUGCGGAAGGUGCUUCAGCCAGAGUUCGAGCCUCACGAAGCACAAACGAAUUCACACGGGCGAGAAACCCUACACGUGCUCAGAGUGCGGCAGGAGCUUCGGGAAGAAGAUAAACCUCACCUCCCAUCAGAGAAUUCACACCGGGGAGAAACCUUUCCAGUGCUCAGAAUGCGGGAAGACUUUUAGUCACAAAAUCAAUCUCAUUUCUCAUCGGAGAAUUCACACCGGAGAGAAACCCUAUCGAUGUCGGGAGUGCGGGAAGUGUUUUAGCCAGAAUACGGGCCUGACGAAACAUCAGAGGACACACACGGGCGAGAAGCCUUAUAAGUGCUUAGAAUGCGGCAAGACGUUUGGUCAGAAGACGAAUCUCACCACUCACCAAAGAAUUCACACAGGGGAGAAACCGUAUGCGUGUUUGGCUUGCGGGAAGAGCUUCAGUUACCGGACUGCUCUGACUUACCACGAAGGAACUCACACCAAGGGGAAGCCGUAUAAAUGCUUAGAAUGCGGAAAGAGCUUCACUCAGAAGAUCCUACUCGUGAAGCAUUACAGGACUCAUUCAGAAGAGAAGAUGUUCCCCUAUUUGGAAUGUGACAAUCCAACCAUGUAUCUCGCUGCGCACCAACGCAUCUUCAAAAAGCCGAAACUGCACCAGUGUCUGCAGUGCGGGAAAACGUUCAGUCGGAGCACGGGGCUCCGGAAUCACCAACUCAUCCAUGAAGGCGGGAAGGAGUGCGCUUGCUUGGUCUGCGGAAAAAGCUUUGGUCACAAACUCAUCCUCCAUUGUCACGAAAGGAUCCACACGGGAGAGAAACCGCACAAGUGUUUGGAAUGUGGCAAAAGCUUUAAUCAUAAGAAAAACCUCUCGAGGCACCACCGAAUCCACACCGGGGAGAAACCGUACAGGUGCUCAGAAUGUGGGAAGUGUUUCAGUCAGAAAAUAGACCUCACCAAACAUCAAAGAAUUCACACCGGAGAGAAACCAUAUAAAUGCUCGGAGUGCGGGAGGAGUUUCAGCCAGCGCACCAACCUUUUCCAGCAUCAGAGCAUUCACACGGGGGAGAAAUACACCUGCUUAGAAUGUAGGAAAAGUUUCAGUCAUAAGAAAAACCUGACCAGACAUCAAAAAAACGCACACAAGGUAGAGAUAGUAUAAAUGACAGGCGAGUGUCAAUAAACAUUGGUAGGAAGGAAAAUUGCUCACCAAUCAACUUAGUACAUGGGGGAGAAACCCAUAUUUAUUAAUUAUUAUUUAUUAAUUAAAUUUAUAUACCGCCCUUCUCCCGAAGGACUCAGCAGCCAGAUAAAAACACAAUUGCACAAAAAUUAAAACAAGUUUAAAAAUCUGAUUCAAAUUAAGGCCGAAACAAAAUUUUAAAACUAUAAUAAAACCAUAAUAACCCUUAUUAAAAUUACUUUAAGCCACCCCUGCGCGGAAAGACAAAUUAUUUAUAAAUUAUUUGUUGGGAAUUCAUUCAGAUUAAAGUUUGACUCUCAGGCAAAAGUUAGGAGGAAGCAUGCAAUCAUAGGAAGAAUCACACAGCAGUUGGGAAUUUGUCAUACCAGUGUUGGUUUUUAUUGCAUUUUGGUAUUGUUAAUUUUAUUGUCUUCUUGUUCAUUCAUUCGUCCACAUUUUUGCAAACUGCCAUUCAUGUAAGGAUAAUUAACAUCUUUGGAUAGCAGAUUUUAUACUUUCAACGUAAAUUAAGAAUGCCCUCUUAUUAUUUUGGAUUCCAGAAAAAGAUCUCACUUUUCAUUUUCUCCACAUCCCUGUAAUAUUCUCAGUUGCCUGUUUACUUCCUAAACCUUUUUUUUAACCUUGGCAACUUCAAAGACAUGUGGGCUUCAACUCCCAGAAUUUCCUAACCGGCUGGGGAAUUCUGGGAGUUGAAGUCCACCCAUCUUAAAAUUGAAAACUAAAGUAUUCUGCCUUUUUCUCCUCAGGAAAGUGAACUUUAAAGGAGGAAAAAGGCGUUUGAAAAAUGGUGCUAUAGAAAUCUACAAAGCAAUCAGAUUUUUUAAAAAAUUAAAGUAUUAUGAAUACAUAAAGUGAAGAAUUGAGACAAUGCGGAUAGUAGGUCUUUUUAGGAAGAGUGUGUGUAAUGCACACAUUCCUCAGUACCUCAGUAUGUCUCUUUAGAAGAAUGUGCAAGAGAACAGAUUUAUCUCUGUCAAAUUGUCCUUCCUUGGAAAUCUGAUUUAAACUGUUGAAAAAUGUUUACAAUCGUUUUUUUAGAAAAAUUGACUUUUCAAUUAGGGAAAGACAGCAUACAUAUGAAGCACAUACGCACAUACACACAAGUAUACACAUCUACAACUUUGACAAUAGUUGACACGUACUACUGUAGUUUAUGGUAUUUUCAUUAGAACUACAUUUUUCCUCUUAUCGCAUCCAUAAUCUCAUUACUUUCCAUCUCACGUUCUUUAGAACUAUUUGGUCAUUACCUUAUAAUCUUUCUGACAUGCAGCAAAAGUUUUAAUCACAGGUCAAUUUAAUUGUCACUUGUUUUAAAAUAUAUAUAUAUAUAUAUUUGUAUGGUGCUCUUUGCUAUUGUAUUUGUAUGUGAUAAAGUUGGUUGUAGACCAUCCUGAUGUUCCCCAAAAGAAUGAAGGAGAACAUCUGUCAUUUUAAAUAAUAAAUAUGUUUGAGACUUUUUUCCCUUUUACGUGAUUCUGAGAAAAUAAAUAUCCAAGAAGGGAUUUGGUAAAAAAAAAUAGCUGAAUGCUGGCUGAGGGAGACAUUGGAAGGUAAAAAAUCCAGAAGUGGGAUAUUUUCCCUAAGCCUUGUAAGA